UAAGUUUUAUUUUUCCGGAUCAGUCAGUCAUUUGAAAGCAUCAAUAAGAAUGGGCUGGUUGAUGAUCGUGGUGUCCGUGCUCAUUCCCAACAUCGGAGGGAUUGUUGGUGGGCUGAUGACGGCAAAGAGCAUAAAAAAUUGGUACAAUAAGGAGCUCAAGAAACCAGAGUGGCGGCCCCCAAACUGGGUGUUCGGCCCUAUGUGGACCUCCCUCUAUUCCACCAUGGGUUAUGCUGCCUAUAGGGUGUGGCUGGAGUAUGACUCACCAAGCAUCCUCAUCCCGUGGCAGCUGCCGUGGCCCCUAAAGCUGUUUGCGCUGCAGCUCCUUCUCAACUGGCUGUGGACCCCUAUUUUCUUCGGGCUGAAAAAUAUUACGUUGGCGCUGCUCGAGAUAAUACUCCUUGAUGUGGCUGUCGUGGCAACGGGCUGGGCAUUUUACCAAGAGGACGACCUGGCAGGCACACUCUUCAUACCCUACAUGCUGUGGCUCACGCUCGCCACUGCUCUCACCCUCGCCAUUUGGAAGAUGAACCCACGAUGGCGAAAUGGUGUGCCGUCCAAGGAGACAUAAGAAGGGUUGGACGCCGGACGAGGCUUGUUGUUUGAUAUGUCGUUACUGUUGUUUACUUGAUAUUUUUUGUACAAGGAUUUUGAGACUAAUAUGAUAAUAUUGAUGAUAUUGAUGAUAACGAUUUGAAAGGUCGUGUCGAGUUGUGAGAUGCUGCCCAAGAGGGAGUAGAAAGAAAGGAGAGAUGUGUAUCUACCCUCACACAUUUUUUUAGUUUUAAGGAUUUUGAGUCUUUGAAUAGGGGAAAAAAUUCAUGUGGAUUGUUAUUCUUUUGUUAGGAUGCUACAAAGAUUAAGUUUGUGAUACUAAAAUAAUUGUGUGUAUAUAUAUAUGUAUAUAUAUAUUAUACAGAAUACAAAAAUGUUUUAAAAUAUUAAGUGUGGAAAGAAAUUACAUGUAAGUUUUAAGGUUUCGUGUUCAUCCUAAGGAAAGUAAAAGUUGAUGAGAGAGCACAUUAUAGAUUGUUCCUAGUCUUUGAAAUGAUUUUUUUUUAGAGGUGUUGAGUUUUGAGCCUGAACUGAAGUAGAUUUUGCAUAUAUUAUUACAAGAUCUGAGGUCAUUUCAGCCUUGUAUAUGAGAUGUUUGUAAUAAAUAGACCCAGUUAGGAGUGUCACAUGGAAAGAUAAAGCUAAAAAAAAAAAAGUAAAAUCCUAAUUGAAUGUAAUUUUAAAGGUUUUGAGUCAUUAUAACAUACACAUGCAACACUCAACACAACACUUACUCGCAGUACAUUUGACAGGUAGGCUGUAUUUCUAAUAUAAGGAUUUCUUUAUUCUCUUUAUCUGUAAUGCUGUGGGGUUGUGAUGUAAUGAAUUGAUUCACAAAUUAAAGUUUCUAAAUUCAAGAUAAUAGCACUCUUUUUUUCAGAGAACAAUUUUUUUCUUUACAUGCUUUUAGGUAGCAUGUAUGUGUACAUAUGGGAUUUCAUCACACAUCAAAACAUACGUAAUGUAGAAUUAUACGUAUGUAUACACAUUUUUACAUAUUUGUAUUUAUCAUGAGCUAUAGACUAAUGGUUAAGCAAGCCAUGAAUGAAACGAAUAACCAAAGAUAUGCUUUCAGUUUAGUAAAGAACAUAUAGGGCUAUAAUGAAUAUGCAUUUUUUAGCUGUUCUUUAUUUUAUAAUGUGGUAAUGUCUUUUUAUGUAGCCAUUAAGUAUAAACCUAUGAUUACUACUGCUUAUUGCCAGCAUUUUACUAUUAUUGUGCAUUUAAGUUAUGGAAAUUCUCCUUGAAAAAGGUAGAUUUAAAUUUGAUUGAUUCAUAGAUUUUCUUUGAUUCAAGAUGAUCAUGCUGUAUAUGUUUAUAAUUCUUUGUUUUAAGUAUUGAUGUUCUCAAUACUUUCAGUUGGUUUUGGUUUUAUUGUUCUGACUCAUUGUAUUGAUAUAUUGUAUAGACGGCUUUUGAAAUGUUAUAAAUUUUAUAUGCCAUUGGAUUUUGUUCGGGUGUCCAAGGAUCUUGUAUUGAAGUAAGAAAUUUAUUUAUUUUAUUCUCAUUUCUUUAACCUUUUGUGCUUGUUUCUAAAACAAAAACAAAUUUAGAUUCCCAUUACCAGGCUGACUAUAAAAACAUUUUUUCUCAAGAAAUUUUCUUUAAAAAUACAAGUAUGAUGUCAGUUGGUAUUGCUGUUACUUUUGCUCUAUUACAGCAAUCUUUACUUUUUUCUAUUUGGCCUAAAUGAGGAUGUACUCUACAAUGAUCCUUUAGACAGUCCUCUGAAUAUUUUGGGUCAAAUAAAAUAAACAUAAUCGUUA
Messenger RNA from Penaeus vannamei (Pacific white shrimp), 2321 nucleotides. Its product is annotated as translocator protein. Gene Ontology annotation, cellular component: membrane. The record is from RefSeq and is a predicted model, not a curated record. Lineage: Eukaryota; Metazoa; Arthropoda; Malacostraca; Decapoda; Penaeidae.